AUGCAGUCCCAGGGCAGCACUUCCUCUCAACCCUCUUUCGAUUCCCUGAGCUCCAGCGACAGCCUCUUGUUCAGCGACUCAGAGCAGGCGGAGGACGACACAGACGUCUUCCUGACAGACAGCUCUUCCUCCGUCACUGUUGGCGGGGCGGGUGGGGCUACAGCCAAUGGAGAUGGGGGAUCUGAAAGUCCCGGGUCCCAGUGGACGUGCGACGGCUUCACAGAUAAAGAGGAAGAGGAUGAGUCGUACAGGUCGGAGAGUGGCGGCAAGGCAGCUGACAUCAGCUUGGACGAGACGGACCCUACAAGCCAGAUCCCAAAAUCAGAGGGAGAUCUGCUGUUUGCUCAGAAGUGUGCUGAGCUACAGGGUUUUGUCAGGCCCCUGCUGGAGCUGCUGAAUGGACUGAAGAGGGGCCGAUUCGACCGCGGUUUGAGCAGUUUCCAGCAGAGCGUUGCCAUGGAUCGAAUCCAGAGGAUCGUGGGGGUUUUACAGAGACCCAACAGCGGGGAGAAGUACCUGAACACUCUGCUCCAGGUGGAGAUGAUGCUAAAGCUUUGGUUUCCUCAAAUCCCCACUCAGCCUGUCUCUGCAGCCUCCAGCGUCGCCACAUCCCCUGCCCGCUCUCUCCAAGACACUUCCAGCUCCACCCCGCCGCACAAGCACAGGGAUCAGUUACAUAUUCCCGUUAAGAAGCGCAGACUCAGCUGGACAGGUACGGACGCUCCCACUCCUUCCCCGGUGCUUCUCAAGUGUCCUCGUAUCAGAGCCGAAGAGAAGAGGGCGAAGCAAGAUCAAGAUGAAAGGGACGAGCCUCCUUCUCCUCCAUCGUUGGCAUCUGCAAAUCAAAAUUUGCCAGAUGUAGCUGAUAACAGCCAGCUAGAUGAGGACACAAAGGGAAAGGACAGCGACAGCGAGGAACUAGGCAAGCUAUCAAAGUACAAAGCAGGCCAAAGCUCUGAGCCGAGCCUGACGUGGGUUCACGUUGCCCCCAUCCUGUCUCCACGAAAAGCCUGCCCCUCGCACGAGGGAGCAACAGCGGCGGGUAACAACGAAAACCAGCCUGUCGCUGCCAUCUUCCCGCCCAGCAGGAGGGGCAGCCCCGCCACGCAAGACAGCUCCGUCUCUUCUACCACACCAUACAAACACCCCAAAAACCUGAAGAAGCCAAUCCGGUGCCAAAGCCAGCCUGUUGCUGGACAACAGAGUGAGAGUGAGACCAUCAAGGCCUGUCAGGGUCAAAGCCAAUCUCCUCAUGUCAUACUUAAGCAUUUGCCCAGGGCGUGCCCCACCCCUUUAGAGACCUGAUGCACUGAACAAGCAAAGAGCCGGCAGCCUGGCUUUGUUAUACCACCGAGCUAAAAGCUGCUGUGAGAGGAAGAAGGGAAGAGGCUGAAGGCCUGUCAUUAAAGAUACAUUAAAGAGAGGAAGGGGAGGAAAGAAUUGUAGGUGCUUAGAUGUUGAAGACAAAUGAUAGAUGACACAAAACCCCUCAUCAAGUUCACAACUACAACAGUUAUUUCAAACAACAGGAUUUAAUGUAUUUCAAUAACUCAAAUCUAGCUGAUAAUAUUUCCACAAUAGUAUAAAACAUGUGCACAAAGGAGGCUGUGGUUGAGGGCGACAGGAAAGAACACCUGAAGCAUUAAGACUAUUUACAGGUUUACAGGUUAUUGAGUAAAUGACCAAUCUGAGAGACUUUGAAGAAUUUCGAUGAGCAAAUACUUGUUCCUCCUCAGCAUGAAAACAAUCAUUAUACUGUAUUCAGAGAUGAGUGUUUGAGCAGACAUCCGACCUGAGGGACUCAGGUCAGGGAUCAGAGAACAGAAAAGCUGAUGUCAGCGUUCAUCAUGAACACUUCCCAGGUUUAAUCCGAUGAAGUAAGUCGAGUUAGGACUUAAUCCAGAGUGAAUUAAUGUGAGUGAGUUGAAUUUGAUUCUAGUCUUGUGGCAGGAGACACUUUGACUUUUCAUUCAGUUGUAGAUAGAACUGAGGCGACUGGCUUGCAGAGGAAAAAUGACACCGAGGUCGUUUGAAAAUCUUGUAGCGAGUGAUGUUAGAAAUACAGUGUACAGAGCGCAGCAUUAUACUGUAUGUGUGGAGCGUUAGAGUCAUUGGAGACUGUGGAAAAAAUGAUGUCAUCAACUUACGAAUGUAAUCCAAGGAGUGUUUGGGCACUUGGCAGAUCGGUGGCGAGGCAUCGAGAGGAGCCCUGUGGCAUCGCAGCGAUCAGAGGUCACACAACUUUUCUCGUCACGGGUCACAUGUUUCUGCCCGUUCGCCGACUGCAAGCUGACCGGUAAUCAGUGUCAUGAAAACCCAAGAAUGACUUUUAAAAGACCAGCCUGAGGAAAAUUAAGGACCACUCAAGGACAUAUGACUCUGUCCCACAGUUAAUUUAUUGAUGUGUUGAUCUGACACUGCUUUUAUUUAUUGUAUUUAUUUAUUGGGCAGCUGAGUAUCGCCUCCUGUGCGCUUGCAUAGUUUGGCCUACAGUUUUUUUAUUUUGAGGCGACUGGGAAGAUGCUGUUGACAGUUUGUGGUUUUUUAUUGCUAUCAUGAGGAAAGAAAAAAAACUGAAGGAAGUGAAAUCUUAUGAUUGGACUAUUGGACUACUGUGCCUUUUUACCAAAUGGGAUGUGUUCAGAAAAAAAAAAAAGCAUCUGGUGCUUUUAGUGCACUCAUACUGCGUUUUGAUUGUUUGCUUGUAUUUCACAAAACCAGUACACAUUCAAUCGUGAAAGCCUACAUGUAGUCAUUUUCACCUCACAGCAUCAAAACCAACAGUACCAUCAGCUAUCUACUGCUUAAUAACCGGUGUCCAGCUCUAGUAUUCUGACAUCUACACCUGAUCCAAACAGCCUACAUCUUCAGCUUUAACACACACCAACAGCAGUGGCUACUAUUCGUCAUGUAGUGUUGAAGUGUAGCCUUCCUUUGAGGCUUUUCUUUUAGUUCUGAUCAACAGAGGAACAGUCUGAACUGCACUUAUAGCCGGUGCUCUUGAAAACUUGAAAAAACAGAAAAUAUAAAUGUAACCCUCUACUGCUGCUAUUGUUAUUCUAAUUCCACUUCUAAUUUAGAUGUUUGAUAGGAGGCUCUCUCUCUCUCUCUAUUUGGAAAUCUGCUCACAAUACUCUUAUAAAUGUAGAAGAGGGAUUUAGUGAUGUGAUUGGAUUUACCUAUAAUGGAAAAGAAUUGUAAAUAUUUAGACUAAAGUAUUUUUAAAUUGGUAUGAGUGGUUCAUAUACUAUUUACAUAACUAGAGAGGGUGAGGGGUUAUCCACGUAACAGACCUCCUCCAAAAAAGCACCACGUGUGAACACAGAGUCACUGGCAGCCUCCAUGUUACUGCCUAUGUUUUUGGAGUAAGGUGUGUACAAACCUUCAGUCACAGACCUGGAGUCAGACUGUCCUGCUCCGUUCUGUCCCCAAACAUGACAGCACGGAGCGCCAGACGCUGACUCUCAGUCAGAGGUUGGGGGUGUCUUCCACACGACUCCUGUUUUUAUACGGUUGUGAUAUGACAGACAAACCAAUUGCACUUAUUUUUCAUUGUUUAUGUCCUUUUUUUCAUGUAUGUUUUCUACUGCAGCGAUCACUGCUGACUGGUCAGAAAUAAUAUGUCUUGUUUAUUUUAGCUGCCUUCUUCUUCUUACAUCGUAAAAACUCGCUGUAGCCCCCCCCCCCCGGCCUCCCUUCCCCCACUCUGCUGCAUUCGUCUGCUCUUGCCCUCUCUCCUUCAUCUCCCUCAAUCCCGUUAGUACCUUUUCUUUCUAAGAUAAACUCUUGUCUUUCUCUCACCCCAUCUUUACAUGAUAUUACUCUUCUGGCUACUUUUUCAAUAACGAUACA
Toxotes jaculatrix (banded archerfish) is the source of this 3852-nucleotide messenger RNA. RefSeq lists its product as uncharacterized. Bases 1 to 1305 code for a protein of 434 amino acids. The transcript has 5 exons. Gene Ontology annotation, molecular function: RNA polymerase II cis-regulatory region sequence-specific DNA binding. Gene Ontology annotation, biological process: circadian regulation of gene expression; negative regulation of DNA-templated transcription. The record is from RefSeq and is a predicted model, not a curated record. Gene Ontology annotation, cellular component: nucleus. NCBI's taxonomy places the organism in Eukaryota, Metazoa, Chordata, Actinopteri, Toxotidae.